AUGCAGCUGAAGAUCCCAAGGCCUCAUAUACGGGUUCCACAGGGCGAAUCUGCUUUUGCAACAGGGAAUGCACGAUGGACAAACCGCGAUCUAGAUCCUGUGCCCAAACAUGGGCGCAAAUGGGGCGCUAAGAGUCUAGUAGCAUACUGGAUCUCCGACGCCCUCCACGCAUCGACCUGGCAAUUCGCCAGCGGCAUAAUAGCCGUCGGACUUACAUAUCGAGAAGCGAUUGGCAUCGUCGCCCUGUCUUUCUUCAUUAUAUCGCUUCCCAUCGCAGCGAAUGGCGCUGUAGGCGCAAUAUACCAUGUACCAUUCCCUGUUAUCGCGCGCGCAAGCUGGGGCUUUUGGGGCUCCUAUAUCGCGAUCAUCUCGCGAGUCAUUCUCGCCUUGUUCUGGUUCGCCAUCCAGAAUGUCAAUGGCGGAAACGCUGUACGAGUCAUGAUUGCAGCAAUCUGGCCAAGUUACCUGGAUCUUCCAAAUCAUAUACCCGAGUCGCAGGGUAUCACGACCAACGGCAUGGUCGCCUUCUUCCUCUUCUGGUUACUCCAGGUGCCAUUCCUCUGCAUGCAUCCGAACCGAUUACGAUGGCUAUUCACGGUCAAAUCAGUAUUAGUCCCAAUCGCCUGGAUUGCCAUGCUAAUAUGGGCCUUUGUCUCCGUAAAAGGCGGCGGCCACGUCUUCGCCCAACAAGCCCCAACCGUCUCCGGAUCCAAAUACAGCUGGCUAUUCCUCGCCAAUAUGACUUCAGUCAUCGGCAAUUAUGCAACUUUAUCUGUAAACAUGUCCGACAUCUCCCGCUAUUCACGUGUCAAUCCUCGCUGGCAGUUACUCUAUAUCCCCAUGCUACCACUCAUCUUCACCUUCUUCUCCUUCAUCGGCAUCGCCGCCUCAUCCGCAGGCCAAGUCCACUACAAUCUCGACUCCAUCCCCUGGGACCCAUUAGUCCUGAUCAGCUACUGGCCCAAUCGCGCCUGUCGCUUCUUCGCCGCAGCAUCCUUCGCCCUGGCCUCUCUGGGCGUCAACAUCUCCGCAAACUCCAUCUCCGCCGCCAACGACUUCACGGCCCUGUUCCCACAGUACAUCAACCUCCGACGCGGCCAGCUCCUCUGCGCCGUGCUAUCCUGGUGUCUUGUCCCGUGGAAAAUCCUCGAGUCAGCAGGUAGUUUCCUGACUUUCAUGUCGGCGUACGCCAUCUUCCUCGGUCCCAUCGCUGCGAUCAUGAUGUGCGACUUCUGGGUCGUUAAUCGUCGGAGAUAUGACUGUCUAGCUCUCUACCAGCCGAAUAACCCGACCUAUCGCUUCGAGUUCACGGUCCCGGGUUUGGGAGAGACUGUCCAUGGCACGAACUGGCGGGCCGUGGUGGCUUUCCUUGUUGGUGUUGCGCCGAAUGUGCCCGGACUGGUUAAUGCUGUGAACCCGAAUGUCGAUGUCGGUGUUGGGAUUCAUCCGUUUCAGUUUGGGUGGCUUUUGGCGUUUUUUGCUACUGCCACUGUAUACAUGGCGUUGUCGUGGCUGGUUCCUGCAGUAGAGACUCAGGUCCCUCGUGCUGUGCUUUGUGAUGAGGUUUAUGAUGAGGAGGGAACGGUUGUGGAUGGGGUGGAGGCGGAUGAUGAGGAUAGGAAGGAUGUACUUUCUAGUACGAAGGAGAAACCGGGGAAGGAUGUUUAG
Penicillium bovifimosum is the source of this 1668-nucleotide messenger RNA. Its product is annotated as nucleobase cation symporter-1 family protein. The coding region runs from base 1 to 1668 and encodes 555 amino acids. Gene Ontology annotation, molecular function: nucleobase transmembrane transporter activity. The record is from RefSeq and is a predicted model, not a curated record. Gene Ontology annotation, cellular component: plasma membrane. The transcript is spliced from 2 exons. Gene Ontology annotation, biological process: transmembrane transport; nucleobase transport. NCBI's taxonomy places the organism in Eukaryota, Fungi, Ascomycota, Eurotiomycetes, Eurotiales, Aspergillaceae.